Rhodofomes roseus is the source of this 1536-nucleotide messenger RNA. RefSeq names its product cytochrome P450 monooxygenase. Gene Ontology annotation, molecular function: oxidoreductase activity, acting on paired donors, with incorporation or reduction of molecular oxygen; iron ion binding; monooxygenase activity. NCBI's taxonomy places the organism in Eukaryota, Fungi, Basidiomycota, Agaricomycetes, Polyporales, Fomitopsidaceae. The record is from RefSeq and is a predicted model, not a curated record. The coding region runs from base 1 to 1536 and encodes 511 amino acids. The transcript is spliced from 11 exons.
AUGCCCUCUCUCCCUGCCGGCAUCGAGCUCCCGCAGCUGUCUCCUUUGGAGAUAUGUGGUCUAGCAUUCACCCUCCUGGUGCUCCUGUACCUGCGGCGGCGGUCAAACCCAAUCCAUUCCAUCCCGACGGUUGGACCAUCUCUACCGAUCAUCUCCUACCUCGGCGCGUGGAGGUACCUCCGCAAUGCCAAGGCGCUGCUCCUGGAGGGCUGCUCAAAGUAUGAGAUUUUCAAGAUUCCGCUAACGGACCAGUGGCUCGUCGUCGUCAGCGGUCCCAAGAUGAACGACGAGCUCCGUAAGUUCCCGGAUGACAUCAUGUCCGCCUUGGAGGCGCACAAAUACGUAUUGCAGACCGAGUAUACCCUCGGUACCACUCACCCCGAUGCGACGGCGAAAAAGAUCAUCGGGGGCCCACUGACUCGCAAGCUGCCCCAGCUCAUGCCGGAGGUCUUCGACGAAGUCGUCGCCUCAUUUGAAGACAUCAUACCUAAAGCAGGGAAUGAAUGGGUUACUGUCCCAGCUCUCGAGACCAUGACCGACAUAAUCGGGCGCGUCACGAACAGGGCCUUUGUCGGGCUGCCGUUCUGCCGAGACGAGGUUCUCAUCAAGACAUUCACCGGCUUCGCGAAGGAUGUGAUGAAGACAAAGACUAUAUUGAGCAUGAUGCCCAACUUCCUGAAGCCGAUCGUCGGGCCUCGACUCCCGUGGACUUCAGCAGCGAGACGUCGGAUGGCCUCCAUCCUCGGCGCGACCGUCAUCGAACGUCGCAGGCAACUGCUCGAGUACGGGUUUGAUUACGAAGGCAAGCCCGACGACUAUCUGACGUGGUGCAUCGAGGAAGACCUCAAGUUCCGCGGGAAGGGCGAGUCGAUCGACGGUGUCAUGGAAGUCAUCUCCGCGUCCAACUUCGCAGCCAUCCACACUUCGAGUCAGUCGAUGACGCACGCUCUCUACUACCUCUGCGCGAUGCCGGAGUGUGUCGAGCCCCUGCGGAAGGAGGCAGAGGAGAUGAUCAAGCAACACGGCUGGACGAAGGCUGCGGUCGACGGGAUGUGGAAGGCGGAUAGCUUCUUCAAGGAGGCGCUCCGGCUGAACUCCGCUGCCCACCUGACGCUCUACCGCAAGGUCAUGAAACCGGUUGCGUUCUCGAAUGGGACCGUCAUCCCCGUCGGGACGAUGGUCGUCGCGACGACGACAGGGACACACCUCAGCGAGAAGCUGUACGAAGACGCGACAGAGUUCCGGCCGUUCCGCUUCUCGGACGUCCGUGCGAAGGGCGGGGACGACGCGCUCCGACAGCAGUUCCACACCUCGUCCCCGGACUACAUCCCCUUCGGGCACGGCAAACACGCAUGCUCGGGACGGUGGUUCGCUGCGGCGGAGGUGAAGGCUGUCAUGGCCUACAUCUUGCUGAACUACGACGUCAAGCUGCAUGAGGGCAGCGGUCGACCAGAGAACUUAUACGUGGGUCCUAGCAUCAUCGCCAACCCCUGGGCGAAGAUCAUGUUCAGAAGGCGUAAGAUGCCCUAUGCCUGA